Erinaceus europaeus (western European hedgehog) is the source of this 5411-nucleotide messenger RNA. It is a transcript of the gene JAK2, whose product is annotated as Janus kinase 2. The record is from RefSeq and is a predicted model, not a curated record. Gene Ontology annotation, molecular function: cytokine receptor binding; ATP binding; non-membrane spanning protein tyrosine kinase activity. The transcript has 25 exons. Gene Ontology annotation, biological process: intracellular signal transduction; peptidyl-tyrosine phosphorylation; cytokine-mediated signaling pathway. Lineage: Eukaryota; Metazoa; Chordata; Mammalia; Eulipotyphla; Erinaceidae. Gene Ontology annotation, cellular component: cytoskeleton; membrane; cytosol. The coding region runs from base 562 to 3960 and encodes 1132 amino acids.
AACAGGCCGCCCGAGCGGAGGCCACCGGGGAGGCCGGUCGGACGCAAAUAGGGCGCCCGAGCCUGGGUGGCCGGCGGCGCUAAGAUGGUGUAGCCCGGGAGAGUGUGGAGACGCCGCCAGUGCCGGGCCGGCAGGCUGCCCCUCCCUGGGUGUGCGCUGCGCGGAGAGAGGAAGCGGAGCCGAAGAGAGCGGCCGCGGCGGCCUCUCUCCGCGCGCUGACCGGCGGGGGACUCGCCGCCGCCACUGCCGCGCGACCCCGGGCCGGAGAGCUGCUGCUUGCGCGGCGCCGGGGAGCCGCGUCCUCGCCGCGUCCUCGCCGCGUCCUCGCCGCGUCCUCGCCGCGUCCUCGCCGCGGAGGGAUGUGAGUGCGAGCCGCUGGCGGACGGGAGGGCCCCGACAGCCGACAGCCAGCGCCCGGGGCGGGCAAGGGCCACCGCGACCGGCCGGCGGCGCCGGGUUUCAGAGGCAGGCAAAGGAGCAAGAUGUGAGCCAGCUCUCUUCUGCAGCGAAGGAGGCCCUCCCCGCCCUGCCGGCGCCGGCAAAUAUUUUGAAAAAGCCUGCAUGGGAAUGGCCUGCCUUACAGUGACAGAAAUGGAAGGGACAUCAACAACUCCUGUGCAUCAGAAUGGUGAUAUUCCCAUCAGUGCUAGUUCUGUGAAGCAGAUAGAUCCAGUUCUGCAGGUUUAUCUCUAUCACUACCUGGGGAAAGCUGAGGGAGAUUACCUCAAAUUUCCAGCUGGGGAGUAUGCUGCUGAAGAAAUUUGUGUUGCUGCUUCUAAAGCUUGUGGAAUUACGCCUGUAUAUCAUAGCAUGUUUGCUUUGAUGAGUGAAACUGAAAGGAUUUGGUAUCCACCCAACCAUGUCUUCCAUCUAGAUGAGUCAACUAGGCACAAUGUACUCUACAGGAUAAGAUUUUACUUUCCUUACUGGUACUGUAAUGGCAGCAAUAGAACCUAUCGGCAUGGAAUAUCUCGAGGUGCUGAAGCUCCUCUUCUGGAUGACUUUGUCAUGUCGUACCUUUUUGCUCAGUGGCGGCAUGAUUUCGUGCAUGGAUGGAUAAAAGUACCUGUGACUCAUGAAACACAGGAAGAGUGUCUUGGGAUGGCAGUGCUAGAUAUGAUGAGACUAGCCAAAGAAAAGGAUCAAACACCACUGGAUAUUUAUAACUCUAUCAGCUACAAGACAUUUCUACCAAAAUGUGUCCGAGCAAAGAUCCAGGAUUAUCAUAUUUUAACAAGGAAACGAAUAAGGUACAGAUUUCGCAGAUUUAUUCGGCAGUUCGGUCAAUGCAAAGCCACUGCCAGAAACUUGAAACUUAAGUAUGUAAUAAAUCUGGAAGCUCUUCAGUCUGCCUUCUACACAGAGCAAUUUGAAGUAAAAGAACCUGGAAGAGGUCCUUCAGGUGAGGAGAUUUUUGCAACCAUUAUAAUAACUGGAAACGGUGGAAUUCAGUGGUCAAGAGGGAAACAUAAAGAAAGUGAGACACUGACAGAACAGGAUUUACAGCUAUAUUGUGAUUUUCCUGAUAUCAUUGAUGUUAGUAUUAAACAAGCAAGUCAAGAAGGGUCAAAUGAAAGCAGAAUUGUAACUAUUCAUAAGCAAGAUGGCAAAAAUCUGGAAAUUGAACUUAGCUCAUUAAGAGAAGCGUUGUCUUUUGUGUCAUUAAUUGAUGGAUACUAUAGAUUAACGGCAGAUGCACAUCAUUACCUCUGUAAAGAAGUAGCACCUCCAAGGGUGCUUGAAAAUAUACAAAGCAACUGUCAUGGACCUAUUUCAGUGGAUUUUGCUAUUAGUAAACUAAAGAAAGCAGGUAAUCAGACGGGACUAUAUGUGCUUCGAUGUAGCCCUAAGGACUUUAACAAAUAUUUUCUGACUUUUGCAGUUGAGAGAGAAAGUGUCAUUGAGUAUAAGCACUGCUUGAUAACCAAAAAUGAGAAAGGAGAAUACAACCUCAGUGGAACUAAGAAGAACUUCAGUAAUCUUAAAGAUCUUUUAAAUUGCUACCAGAUGGAAACUGUCCGCUCAGACAGUAUAAUUUUCCAGUUUACUAAAUGCUGCCCUCCAAAGCCAAAAGAUAAAUCCAACCUUCUAGUCUUCAGAACCAAUGGUGUUUCUGAUGUACCAACUUCACCAACAUUACAGAGGCAUAAUAAUGUGAACCAAAUGGUAUUUCAUAAAAUCAGAAAUGAAGAUUUGAUAUUUAAUGAAAGCCUUGGCCAAGGCACUUUUACAAAAAUUUUCAAAGGUAUAAGAAGAGAAAUAGGAGACUAUGGUCAACUGCAUGAGACAGAAGUUCUUUUAAAAGUUCUAGAUAAAGCACAUAGAAACUACUCAGAGUCUUUCUUUGAAGCGGCAAGUAUGAUGAGCCAGCUUUCUCAUAAGCAUCUGGUUUUAAAUUAUGGAGUAUGUGUUUGUGGAGAGGAGAAUAUUCUCGUUCAGGAAUUUGUAAAAUUUGGAUCACUAGAUACAUACCUGAAAAAGAAUAAAAAUUCCAUAAACAUAUUAUGGAAACUUGAAGUGGCUAAACAAUUGGCAUGGGCCAUGCAUUUUCUAGAAGAAAAAGUCCUUAUUCAUGGGAAUGUGUGUGCCAAAAAUAUUCUACUUAUCAGAGAAGAAGACCGGAAGACAGGAAAUCCUCCUUUCAUCAAACUUAGUGACCCCGGCAUUAGUGUAACAGUUUUGCCUAAGGACAUUCUUCAGGAGAGAAUACCGUGGGUACCUCCUGAAUGCAUUGAAAACCCUAAACAUUUAAACUUGGCAACAGACAAAUGGAGUUUUGGCACCACCUUGUGGGAAAUAUGCAGUGGGGGGGACAAACCUCUCAGCGCACUGGAUUCUCAAAGAAAGCUGCAGUUUUACGAAGACAGGCACCAACUUCCUGCACCAAAGUGGACAGAACUAGCAAAUCUUAUUAAUAAUUGUAUGGACUAUGAAGCAGAUUUUAGACCUUCCUUCAGAGCCAUCAUACGAGAUCUGAACAGUUUGUUUACUCCAGAUUAUGAACUCUUAACAGAAAACGACAUGUUGCCAAAUAUGCGCAUAGGCGCCCUGGGCUUUUCUGGUGCCUUUGAGGACCCAGACCCUACACAGUUUGAAGAGAGACACUUGAAAUUCCUGCAGCAACUGGGCAAGGGCAAUUUUGGAAGUGUGGAGAUGUGCCGGUAUGACCCCCUGCAGGACAACACUGGAGAGGUGGUGGCUGUGAAGAAGCUCCAGCACAGUACUGAGGAGCACCUCCGAGACUUUGAACGGGAGAUCGAAAUCCUCAAGUCCCUACAGCACGACAACAUUGUAAAGUACAAGGGCGUGUGCUACAGUGCUGGUCGGCGUAACCUAAGACUAAUUAUGGAAUAUUUACCGUACGGAAGUUUACGAGACUAUCUUCAAAAACAUAAAGAACGGAUAGAUCAUAAAAGACUUCUGCAGUAUACAUCUCAGAUUUGCAAGGGGAUGGAGUAUCUUGGCACAAAAAGGUAUAUUCACAGGGAUCUGGCAACAAGGAAUAUAUUGGUGGAGAAUGAAAACAGAGUUAAAAUAGGAGACUUUGGGUUGACUAAAGUUUUGCCGCAAGACAAAGAAUACUACAAAGUGAAAGAACCUGGUGAAAGCCCCAUAUUCUGGUAUGCUCCAGAAUCCCUGACGGAAAGCAAGUUUUCUGUGGCCUCAGAUGUCUGGAGCUUUGGAGUAGUUCUGUAUGAACUUUUCACUUACAUUGAGAAGAGUAAAAGCCCACCAGCGGAAUUCAUGCGCAUGAUUGGCAACGACAAGCAAGGGCAGAUGAUUGUGUUUCAUUUGAUAGAACUCCUGAAGAGUAAUGGACGAUUACCACGACCAGAUGGAUGCCCAGAUGAGAUCUAUGUGAUUAUGACAGAAUGCUGGAACAACAAUGUAAAUCAGCGCCCUGCUUUCAGAGACUUAGCGCUUCGAGUUGAUCAAAUAAGGGACAAUAUGACUGGGUGAAAGUAACUAACUUCGGAGACAAUUAGACUUACAGAAGAAAGUUGCAUGUCUCUUAUUGCUGUUGACUAUUGCUACAUAACUUAUUAUUUAUAUAAUGAUGCUGGUCAGCAAAGAUGUGAAGAUACCUGCUCAAAACCUUCAAAGAUUAGUGAGAUUUCUUCAUGAGGACACCAGUAAAAAUGUUUUGAUGAAUGAUCCUUUGCAAAGAAUGUCAUCUGACGUCUUAUGAACUUUAUCAUCAGCAAACACCACUUUUCUUUAGUAAAAAAGAAAAAAAGACUUUUUUCAACUCAGAUUCUAAGAGGUGAAAAAUUGUACAUUUUGCAGUGUUAAAGAUUUAUAGACUAUAUUUGUACAGUUCUUAUCACAGUGAAUAUAUAAAUCUUGGUAUCGCGUGUGAUGUUUUACACAAGGGCUGGUAUUCAUGAAUGUUUAUAACUUUCCCAUAGUUGACCUAAAGUAACUUCACUAUACAAAGCAGUUCAGAUGCUUAGGUAAUUGAAUAGGGAUCUUCAGAUCCUUGUUCGUCUAUCACUGGCCAGCAGUACAAGCACUUAGCUUGUAGUUCCAUGUACUGUAAAUAUUUUCAAAGCAAAGGGAACAGAUGUUUAGUUUCAUUUGUACAGAAAAUUUUCCUGACCCUACAGAACACCUUUUGAAAUGUAACAAGUUUACAAAGAUAUAACAUAAUCUAUUUUCCUAUUUGUGUUUCUUGUAUAUAUAUGUGUGUGUGUGUUUUAAGUAGAAUUAUCUCUGAAAUGCUUAAGAUUGCAGUGAAUCAUCUCUGAAAAAUAUGAGGUUAAGAAUGCCAUGGAUAUUUCUUGACCUGAUGACUGCCAAUAAGAUUCUUCAGUCCCUCACAUUUUAAAUGGAAAUAAGUCAUAUAACAGUUCUUAAUUUCUUAAUACAUUUUAUAGUUUUCCUAAAUGUAAGUUUGUGGAGAUGCAUAAUGAUUUGGGGGUUUUUUUGGUCAUUACUGGGGCUUUCCUGCUCUAGGCCAACUUUUUCAGAUAGACAAAGACAGGGAAAUAGCUCACAUGGCUAGUGCACUGCCCUGCCAUGUUCAAGCCUGGCCCCCGCUGCAUAGAUGGAAGCUUCUGUGCUGUAGUCUCUUCCAUGCUCUUUCUGCCUCUCUGAUGGUCUCUCCCUAAAUAAAUAAAUAAAUAAAUAAAGAUAAAAACAAACAAAGAAAUCAAAAAUAGAGACAGAGAUAGACAGAGACACCGCAGCACCGAAACAUCAUUCAGUGCGGUGAGAGCCAGCUUCAACCCUGGGUCGUGCCCGCGACAAAGCAAGGGCACUAAGUAAGCUGUCUUGCCAACCUGAGGUUUUUUUUUUAUACUAACAUAUUUUAGGGGUUCAGAGAUCUCUUUCCGUUAUGAAAACAAUUCCCCCUUUUAAGGAUCUCUUAUGUAUAAGAGGUAAAUCAGAAUAAACUGGUGGAAAAAGUA